This is a messenger RNA of Rosa rugosa (rugosa rose), 1598 nucleotides long. Its product is annotated as GDSL esterase/lipase At5g14450-like. The record is from RefSeq and is a predicted model, not a curated record. Bases 178 to 1383 code for a protein of 401 amino acids. NCBI's taxonomy places the organism in Eukaryota, Viridiplantae, Streptophyta, Magnoliopsida, Rosales, Rosaceae. Gene Ontology annotation, molecular function: hydrolase activity, acting on ester bonds. The transcript is spliced from 5 exons.
UUAAAGGAAGACAAUAAUGUAACUAAUCAAAAUUGCUGGAGAUGCUCAUAGAAGUAGCUUACUUGCGAAUGACAUUAAUCUCAAUUCUCAAAUAGCUAGCUUACUUGUCUUAGCCUCUUAGGAGCAUUACUCGGUCUGUUUUUAUCUGAUUAUAAAUAAGAGGCUACGGCCCUGCAUAUGAGUACAUACAUGUUUAGUGCAGUAGAGAAAAUGGAGAUGGAAAGAUUUUUGGUUGUGAGCAUUUUGGUAACAUGUGUGCUAGUAAUCAGUGUGGGAGGUGAAGAAGAUGAAUCGUCACCUUCGGCUUCAGUUUCGGCUUGUGAGUUUCCAGCAAUCUAUAACUUUGGAGACUCGAAUUCAGAUACCGGUGGUAUAUCCGCUGCAUUCUACGCAAUGGCAUCACCCUACGGUGAAACUUUCUUCCACAGACCAGCUGGAAGGGCCAGUGAUGGUCGUCUAAUAAUAGAUUUUAUAGCCGAGAAGCUGGGGUUGCCAUACCUGAGUUCAUAUUUGGACUCAAUUCGGAGCAAUUUCCGACACGGUGCCAAUUUUGCUUCAGGAGGAGCAACCGUCAGGCGGCAGAAUGAGUCAUGGUUUGAGAAUGGUGCGAGUCCUUUUCCCCUUGACAUCCAGUUUGUGCAGUAUGAUCAGUUCAAGGCGCGUACCACCACUCUUUACAACCAAGCUAAGGAACUUUCUGACAUACAAGAUCUACCCAGAGCAGAAGACUUCUCAAAGGCUCUUUACACAUUCGAUAUAGGCCAAAAUGAUCUAGCUGCUGGUUUUCGGAAAAUGAGUACCGAGCAAUUUCUAGCAGAAAUUCCAGACAUUGUUAACCAGUUGGCCACAGCCAUCCGAAGUUUGUAUGACCGAGGGGCAAGGGCAUUCUGGAUACACAACACUGGUCCAAUAGGUUGCUUGGGAGUGACAUUACACUACAUCCAUGACCCGAGCCCUCCCGGAUACCUUGAUCGCCACGGUUGCGUCAAGUUUCAAAACCACAUGGCGAGACAGUUCAACAGGCUGCUCAAACAGAAAGUGAUCCAACUAAGGAAGGAACUCCCUCUUUCUGCAAUAACUUAUGUCAAUGUCUUUGCUGCUAAGUAUAAGCUCAUCAGCAAUGCAAAGAAGCUUGGUUUUUUCGAUAAAACGAAGAUCUGCUGUGGAUAUCAUGAAGAUUAUGACCAUGUGUGGUGUGGGAAUAAGGGAAAGAUAAAUGGGAGUGAAAUUUAUGCAGGUUCAUGUGAAGAUCCUUCCUUGUAUAUAAGCUGGGAUGGUGUGCACUAUACUGAGGCUGCAAAUCAUUGGAUUGCUAAUCAGAUUGCCACUGGUUCAUUCUCAGAUCCCCCAGUUUCAAUCACAAAUGCAUGUCAUAGGCCUUGAACUGUGCGACUGGUACUUUGCCAAUCUUAUAGUUAACAUGAAAGUAAUUCACAAUUCGACUUAGCGAUUUUAGUCCAUGUACUGUAUCCAAAUGCAUGUCAUAGGCCUUAAAACUGUGUGAUUAGUACUUUGCCAAUCUUAUAGUUAACAUGUAAGUAAUUGACAAUUCGACUCGGUGAUUUUAAUCCAUGUACUGUAUAAUGUUUGCAAAGUCA